UAGACAAUACAGCAAAGCAGAGGAGAGAGAGAGGGAGGCAGUGUUCGACCGUUGAUAAAAAUAUGUUCGUGUGUAUCUCUGUUCUGUGUUGCAGACAACCAUCCAACUUGUGCUAAAAAUAUUAAUCAUCCAUCUUCCCACAUAUCCUUCCUUCUUUCCUUUUAUUCUUUUAUUCUUUUAUUCUUUUAUUCAUCCUUUUUAUCAUUCUUCCUUCCUUCCAUCCACUCAUUCACCCAUCCAUUUGUUCAUCCCCUUGACCUGAUCCAACCCUUUUCUCCAUCUUUCUUCCUCUCAUUCUUCCUCCACCCCUUGUCCUCUCGAUCAACAGAAGACAACAACAACAACAACAACACAUAUUACAGCACUAUGACCAAUACAAGUUCACAACAACACCAAAGUAGGAAACCAUGGACUACAAGGAUGGCCCUGUCUACAACAAUGGUCCUACUUUUGACUCUUCCAGCACUCCUCUCUGCUGCGCCAAUCACACCUUUCACAAAACGUGAUGUCAAAUAUAUUGAGGAUUCCGAUCCAGAAAUGGAUUUGACCUAUGAAGCCAAGGGUAGAUAUCUUUUAGCAAAACUCAAGUUGGAUGAGUGUGCCACCCCUGCUCAAUUCCAGCUCCCAAGGGAAUACGAUGCCAUGACCACGGGGGAGCCCGAAAUGGCUCUGAAUUUCUAUCUGGAUGAUCAAUGCCAAGACUAUGAAUUUUCUCUCCAAUCCGAGGUUCAUGAGUUUGCAGGUGCUUUUGCAAGUAUGAAGUACGUGGGCAUGUUCUCGGAUGUGAAACCUGGUAUUUAUGAUGAACACGAACUCUCCAAGACUGCCUUGCCUCAAGGCGAACCUCAGACGACCAACAUCAUCCAGACACCACCCACAAAUCAAGAUGGAGCCAAUGUGCCCAACGGACCCAACAACAGCAAAGACACUACUGACGGAGGCAUUUCUUCUCCAGGAUUCGCUGUUGGGAUGGGCAUUGUAGGCUUUUUGAGUAUGGCUGGUAUUGUCGCCUUGGGUGUGUUUCUCUACCGUAAACACAACUCCUUCGGAGGACAGAAGCGUGGAGGUGACGGUCGUGCAUUCAUGACCUUGAACGGUCAGGAUGAGGACGAUGAUGAAACAGGCUUAACUGCGGGUGAAAAUGGUCCUCACUCCUCUGCAUUGAUGCAAUCUCGUGUCGCCGCCUCUUUUGAUGAUGAGCGUUUACCUGCUAGUCGAUACCGCGACGAGGAUCAUGCGAGCGACGAUGAACAGGUAGAAUUGGGUGCGUAUGCUCAGAAUCCAACUGGGCCAACUCAGUACCGUUCAGAACCAGGAACGCUUCCUCAAAAUGCUCGUUCCCAUGAGAAAUAGUCAAAUAAAAUAAAGGAAUAAAGCAAUUUUUUAUAGAUCUGGC
Messenger RNA from Lobosporangium transversale, 1396 nucleotides. RefSeq lists its product as hypothetical. The record is from RefSeq and is a predicted model, not a curated record. The transcript has 2 exons. Lineage: Eukaryota; Fungi; Mortierellomycota; Mortierellomycetes; Mortierellales; Mortierellaceae. The coding region runs from base 367 to 1353 and encodes 328 amino acids.